Messenger RNA from Juglans regia (Persian walnut), 729 nucleotides. RefSeq lists its product as uncharacterized. Lineage: Eukaryota; Viridiplantae; Streptophyta; Magnoliopsida; Fagales; Juglandaceae. The coding region runs from base 88 to 537 and encodes 149 amino acids. The transcript has a single exon. The record is from RefSeq and is a predicted model, not a curated record. Gene Ontology annotation, cellular component: mitochondrion.
GUUCAGUUUGUAUGUCUUCCGCAAGCUCAAGCCCAGAAGCUCAAAAACCCUAGAAAAACCCUAGCCUCCAUUUUUCUUCAUCCAACAAUGGCGGGCGGGAGAUUCCGCGAGCUCCUAAAGAAGUACGGGAAGGUGGCCUUGGGCGUCCACUUCUCGGUCUCUGCGGUUUCCAUCACCGGACUCUACGUCGCCAUCAAGAACAACGUCGACGUCGAGUCCCUGCUCGAGAAAUUGCACAUGGGUGGUGUCGGCUCCUCCACCAAGGAUCACGCUCCCCCUGAAGCUUCUUCUUCUUCUUCCGAUGGGUUUGUGGUCGAAAAUGAGAGACCGACUUCAGAGUCUCAAUCAACGGUGGUUAUGGAGGAGAAGAAGCGGAAUCGAGUGGCCGAGCUCACCGCCUCGACCGGUGGGGCCCUGGCUCUGGCUGUACUCUGUAACAAGGCUUUGUUUCCGAUUCGGGUUCCCAUUACCAUUGCGCUUACGCCUCCGAUGGCGAGGUUCUUGGCUAGGAGGGGGAUCGUCAAGAACGGUGCAUAAUAUUUUUUUUUUUUUUUAGAGAAAGAGGACUUCUUGUGCUUUUUUGGCCUGAACUAAUUUUCCAUAUAUUUUUUUUCUUGCCUAUUGCAAUAGGAUUGUUGGGUACGAAUUAAUAUGUGCCUGGAAGUUGUUGAUCCACCUGAAUUUCUGGUGAAUAAAUCACAUGAUUAAUCAAAUCCCAUUUUUAUUAUG